UGUAUGAAUAAAAAACCUGACUUUUCAACCAACUGUGAAACUUUUCGAUUAAUUUACAGAUUAAUCCUCGCUCUUAGAUAGAAUUAAGCUGUAGUCUUUUAAUCUAUCCAUAUCCUGAGUUAACAAUGGGAUUUAGACUUCAGAAUACAAAUAACAACCCUAUAUGAGCAUCGUGAAUAUACAAUUGAUAUUUCACGUGGAAAUAUAUUCAAAAAGUUUGUCUCUUUGACGGGUAAAUUAGCAUUUUCUUUUGUGUUUCGUGUACACAAUUUUCGCUCGAUUUACAAGUUUGUCAGCUGAAUUAAUUGAGAAGGAAUAACCCAUAAACGCCACAGCUUACGCGAUCCAGGUCAGCCGGCGAAGAAACAAAAAUAAACAGACCAAAAUGGAAGAUGAGUCUCAGAAGAGGGCAAGUUCUGAGGAGGAACAGAAAGAAAAGCCAAGCUUCCUUGAACGUUUAAAAAUAUUCGGAUGCACGGUCCAGUUGUUUCACUACAAGGUUUUGUUCUUCGCUUCUUAUGGCGCGUUCGGUUGCUUGAUGACGUUUUUACCGCUGUAUUUCAAGCAGUUAGGUUUGUCCGCCGCCCAAACAGGGCUUCUUGUUGGAAUACGUCCUCUUUGCCAAGCAAUAGGAGCACCAUUUUGGGGAAUCCUCGCCGACAAGUACAAGAGAAGAAAAGCAAUUCUCCUACUCGGUGCAACUGCUUGGCUGAUUAAGAACAUGUUAAUUCUAGUGGUUCGCCCGAGUCAUCAAGUGUGCGUUGCAACCGUUGGCAAUGAAUCUCAUCUUGUCACGAAGAGGAAUAGCCUCGUGGACUCACAACAGAAAACCGGCCCUUUAAGCAGCAGGGUACAAACGGCGUUAGCGUCCACAGGUACUCCAGACAAAGAAAAAUAUUUCAUUCAAGUCGACAAUGGCGAGCUUUUGGAUAUAUUUUAUAUCCUUCUUGUGCUUGUUAUCAUUGGAGAACUGUUUGGCUCCAUUCUUCACCCACUCCUGGACGGGUGCACAGUGGACUUCCUAGGCAAUGAGAGGAAAUCAUACGGUCGGUUACGCUUCUGGGGCUCUGUAGGAAUGGUGGUAACUAAUUUAACUGUUGGCCUGGUCAUUAAUCACUAUACACGCCAAUACUGCGGCGAGAUACGCAAAAAUUAUUACAUCGCCUUCUACUUCUUCGCCGGUUUUAUGGUGGCCACGAUUGUCUUCCUAUUCUCCGUGAAAAUCGUUUACUGCGAGGGGCCAAAACAAUCCUUAUCCGCAAUCAGGGAACUGUUUAAUUCUCGCGUAAAAUUUUCCUUCUGGUUUGCAGCGAUUUCUCUUGGAAUAAGCGAUGGAUUUCAGAGUGACUUCAACUCGUGGUUCCUCGAUGACCUCAAAGCAAGCUCCUUCGAGGUUGGCCUUGCUGCAGCUUUACACUUCGUUCUAAGCGCGCUGUCUUAUUUUGUCGCAAACUUUGCACUGGAGCGGUUGGGGUACAUUAUUACAAUCGCUGCCGGCCUUGUAUUGUAUAUAGUACUGUUUAUUGGCUUUUCAUUUGCUCAAAGCCCGUGGGUCGCGAUUGUGUUUUAUGUAAUCAUCGGCGGGGUGUUUGCUGUUUUCUGGACGGCAUGUGUGGCGUAUGUUGGAGCGAUGGCAUCCCCGCUUGGUCUAGGAGCUGCAGGACAAGGAAUCCUGAACGGCCUGUUUGUGGGAGUGGGAACCGGGGGUGGAACAAUACUUGGUGGAUUGCUGAUCGGAGCUGUAGGGAUGCGCGCAUCGUACAGACUGUUUGCUGCCUUCCUAGCAUUGAUCACGUUGUUAUUUCUUGGCUUCCAGUGGUCUGGACGACACGAAGAUAGCGGUGAACUUGACUCACCGUACAGUGCAGUACCGAAUCAAGACGACGAAAUAGACGAAUAGGCGGGUAUUUCUUGCUUAAACUGAUUUCCUCGGUAGCUCUUUCGAAACAUUUAAUACGAACUUGCUAAAAUUCAUAUAUAGUGGCUGUGAAAUUUUGCAUCUGUGCAUUAGUGAGAGGAACAAGUUGAGUGCAUGAUGACCAGAGACAUAUAGGUUUGCAUUAGUUACACCUUUUUUAGAAGCUUCACUGGCUUAGAUGGGGCUCCUAUGCGUCUCAUUGCUGUUUUUGUAACAUAAUUAUCGAGGAGACAAUUCAAAGGGUAGCUAAAAGCAUUAUUCAUGAUGCUACACCUAAACAUUACGCGUAGUACGUCCACACUACGCCCGAGAAAUUUAAAAAGGCAGCUUUAUUUCUACGGCUAGACCUACC
Molecule: messenger RNA, 2270 nt
Organism: Orbicella faveolata
Lineage: Eukaryota; Metazoa; Cnidaria; Anthozoa; Scleractinia; Merulinidae
Product: major facilitator superfamily domain-containing protein 6-like
Cellular component (GO): membrane
Molecular function (GO): transmembrane transporter activity
Source: RefSeq, a predicted model, not a curated record